AUAGAAUCGAACGGUAGGAAAACAUUUGAAAAUAAAAUUGCCCCCUUCGAAACAUUUUAGGUUCUUCAGUGUCUACCAACAAACACCAUCGCGACUUCUUUUCUUCUUCUUCUUCCUCUUCCUUUAUUAUAGAAGAAGAUGGCAAAGGGUUGCAAUAACUAUGAGGAGGCUAGAAAACUAAGACUUGAAGAAAACAAGAAGAGGUUUGAGGAUUUAGGGAUUUCAAAGAUUUCAAAAAAGUUGACUAAAAUCAAAAGUCCUGCAAAGAAGUCCCCGAGUCGUUUUCUCAAACCAAAUUCAAAGACUAACGGUGUAGUGGAACCUAGGCGAUCUUCUCGUGCAAGAAACUCAGUUUCUUCGUACCGUGAAGAGUUUAGCAUGGACCUUCCACAUAGGAGUUCAUAUAUACGGAAGAGGUCAAGGUCGAGUUCAUCAUCAUGGGAAAGUUACAUUGCAAGGCCACUAGAAGAAAUCAAAGAAGCUACAAGAGAAGAAAGAAUACGUGCUUUGGAGGCUGCAGAGAAACUCCAAAACAAUUUGCAGUCUUCGAAUCCAUCAUUUGUCAAAUCAAUGGUCCGGUCUCAUGUUUAUAGCUGUUUUUGGUUGGGUCUUCCUAGUAGAUUUUGUGAGGAACAUCUUCCAAAAACGGUGUAUAACAUGGUUUUAGAGGAUGAAGAUGGCUCGGAAACUGAUGCUGUUUACAUUGGCAAUAGAAGUGGGCUCAGUGGUGGCUGGAGAGGAUUUGCAUUGCAUCAUAAGUUGGAUGAUGGUGAUGCACUUGUUUUUGAAUUGGUUGAACCAGCAAGAUUUAAGAUUUAUAUUGUUAGAGCAUUUCCAAAAUCAGAUGAAGAAGAAGAAAAUGAUACAUUGGUGGAGGAAGAAAAUGUGCAUAAAUCCAAAGCAACAAAAGAAUCUAAGGGCUCCGGUAAUCGCCAAUCAGAAUCAAAGAAGACCAAAAGGCAAAAACAGGCCAUUGUAUGUGAAACUAAGGAAUCCGAGAGUUCUAAAGAAAGUAUGCCAGAAAGUAGCAUCAACAAAGAUUCCAAACUGAAGAGGGUAAAUCCGAAAAGAAGAACUAAAUCUUUUCAGAAAAACGUGCAAAAGAAAUCUAAACUACCUACCACUCCUGACUCCGAGUCCAAAGAGGAAGCAAAAGUUGAAACACUGAAACUAGAGACAACUAUAAGGAAAACUAGGUCUUCUCAGAAGAAAAUGCAAAAGAUAUCUGAAGUACCUACAACUCCAGACUCUGAGCCAAAAGAGGAAGCAAAAAUUGAAUCACUGAAACCAAAGGCAGCUAUAGCGAAAACUAGAUCUUCACAGAGAAAAAUGGAAAAGAUGUCUGAAGUACCUACAACUCCGGACUCCCAGCCAAAAGAGGAAGCAAAAAUUGAAUCACUGAAACCAAAGGCAGCUAUAGCGAAAACUAGAUCUUCACAGAGAAAAAGGCAAAAGAUAUCUGAAGUACCUACAACUCCGGACAACGAGCCAAAAGAGGAAGCAAAAAUUGAAUCACUGAAACCAAAGGCAGCUAUAGCGAAAACUAGAUCUUCACAGAGAAAAAUGCAAAAGAUAUCUGAAGUACCUACAACUUCGGACUCCAAGCCAAAAGAGGAAGCAAAAAUUGAAACUCUGAAACCAAAGGCAGCUAUAGCGAAAACUAGAUCUUCACAGAGAAAAAGGCAAAAGAUAUCUGAAGUACCUACAACUCCGGACAACGAGCCAAAAGAGGAAGCAAAAAUUGAAUCACUGAAACCAAAGGCAGCUAUAGCGAAAACUAGAUCUUCACAGAGAAAAAGGCAAAAGAUAUCUGAAGUACCUACAACUCCGGACAACGAGCCAAAAGAGGAAGCAAAAAUUGAAACACCGAAACCGAAUGCAGCUAUAGCGAAAACUAGAUCUUCACAAAGAAAAAUGCAAAAGACAUCUGAAGUACCUACUACUUCAAAAGGUGAAGCACUAGUUGAAACUAUGAAACCAAAGGCAGCUACAAAGUUGUCAAAGAAGAAAAAGAAGUCAGAAGAAGGUAAUGCAUGUGAAAUUGGCGACUCGGGCAAUACCAAGCAACUUUUGGAAGAUAAUGUUGUUAAAAUAAUUGAAGUUAACCCGAGUGAGAAGAAAGAAGUUAUUGAGGAUGCUGAUAUUGAAUUGAAGAAAGUCGAGCGAGAUGAAAAAGCGAGCAAAUGUGAUUCGCAAAAACCUCGAAAAAAACCAACUCAGAGGUUUUUCAGAAAGAGAGCAUAGUCAUGAAAGUCAUUUGUGAUUGAAAAGUUGUAUGAAAUGUUGUAGAAAGAAGCCAAUCUUUUAUGUUUUAGAUUUAAGGACUAUUGCACUUUCAUGUGUUGGUGGACUGGAUGUGUUAGUUGUAGAACAUAAGUAUUGUUUAAGCUUCUAAGUGCUCUUUGAUUUUUAUCAAUGUAUGUUUGAGUGCUGGAAUGGAUUUGAAUUUCAUGCAAUAAAUGUAUUUGUUGAUUUUGACUGUCCAA
This is a messenger RNA of Cicer arietinum (chickpea), 2486 nucleotides long. RefSeq lists its product as uncharacterized. Gene Ontology annotation, molecular function: DNA binding. The record is from RefSeq and is a predicted model, not a curated record. Lineage: Eukaryota; Viridiplantae; Streptophyta; Magnoliopsida; Fabales; Fabaceae.